Dicentrarchus labrax (European seabass) is the source of this 10094-nucleotide messenger RNA. It is a transcript of the gene atxn1a, whose product is annotated as ataxin 1a. NCBI's taxonomy places the organism in Eukaryota, Metazoa, Chordata, Actinopteri, Moronidae. Gene Ontology annotation, cellular component: nucleus. Bases 956 to 3400 code for a protein of 814 amino acids. The record is from RefSeq and is a predicted model, not a curated record. Gene Ontology annotation, biological process: negative regulation of transcription by RNA polymerase II; nervous system development. The transcript is spliced from 5 exons. Gene Ontology annotation, molecular function: RNA binding; protein binding.
GAGAGCUAUUAGCUGUGCGCUGCAAACAUCAUUAGGAGGGGAGACGCUUUCAACCGUCAGCGCCGGAGCAGAGCAGGGGAGCCCUGGCAACAAGGAGAGACAAACUCAGCUGCCCGUUACACCCUACAGGAAUGCUGACAGCACCUGCAGAUAGACAGACGUGGACAGACGGCGCAGACACCCGGAACGCUUCCCUCCCAUUGGUGGAGAGAUCCAGACUUCACACCAGGAACUGCAGCUCCAGUCGGUCGUCAGCUCUCAACUGAGCAGCAGGCUCCACCUACUCCGCCCAAGUAGCUCUGCCUCCUCUACUCAGGGAGUGCUGAGUCCCUGAGUCAACACACUGCAUUCUGGGAUAGUCUGGAACCCUCUCCAUGGGCUGUACCACCUGCUGACAAACCAGGGGGGUCUGGAGGAGCUGUGUUGAAUGAGGAUUGUGCUGGGUGUCGGCAGGCUUGCUUUUGCAGGGAAAUGAUUCCGCAUGAAGUGCGACGCACUCGGCCCCCCGUCGUCCUCGGCGGCAGCAGCAGGUGUGACGUCGUGACACUCUCCCCUACCACACUGAGCUCACCCUUCAGCCGCUAAAGACCCCUGGACCAAACAGACCGCCCUACCCCUCCCCUCUAACCACCUCUCCAUAUCUUCAUCUCCAUCUUUAAUCCUUCCUCACCUGCUUGGUAGGGCCUGGAUUUUCUUUGUUAUCAAAGAAAAAGACCUGGUUCAACGGCCUUGGGUGAAGUGGAUAGAGAGUGAAAGAAAAAAAAGUGUGGGAAAGUUCAUUCAUCGUUAAUUAAAGUGAGACAAGGGGCAGAUUAUCAAAAGUGAGAAAAAGAGAAAAGAAAGUAAAAUAGAAAGUUAGAGAGAGAGAGAGAAAACAAAAAAGGAAGAUAAAGCUAUAGAAGUCCAAAAAUUAAGGAAUUGCAAGUACAGUUAAGGGACGUGAGGCGAAGUCAGCAUGAAGUCCAACCAGGAACGCAGUAAUGAAUGUCUGCCCCCAAAGAAGAGGGAGAUUCCCUCAAGUACAUUACCAUCUGAAAUUCGCUCACCCAUCAUGCCACCUGCCAGUGACAGCCAGCGCACAGAGAACAUGGCCUGGCUCGCCAGUGUGGCUGGUGGCAAUGAGAGUGGCGUGGGUGGGCACCGUAGCUCCAGUCAGUCUGACGGGCCCCAGUAUAAAUCCCUCUUCUCCACAUCAGACACUUCAUCCUCCUCUUCCUCACUGAGGUUAGUCUCAUCUCUUCCUACAGUGUAUACAUCCCCUCUGUCACAGUCUACAGUUGGAGGAACUGUCCAUUACACCCAACUGCCUCCCAACCUGCAGUUUAUAGCCUCCCCCUACACUGCCCCAUACACAGGCUACAUCUCCCCUCAACUGCUUCCACCUCCUCCUCCACCUCCCCCCCUCUCCUCCUCCUCUUUGGCCGCACAGAGACCCUCACACACAGAGACAGUCUGUGCUCCUUCGCAGGCCUCAAAACAUGACCAGCAGAGAGCAUCCACGGGGCGUACCUCCAUGCCUCCACCUUCUUCAGACCCUGCCCCUCACCAUGUUCAAAUGUCAACCUCCCCACGGACUGUGCCGUCGCCUCAUCACCAAGGAGGCGUUCACCUUUCUCCCCACUCACUGCACCACCACCAUACUUUGGGGCAUGGGAUGUCCCAGGUUGUGGUACAGUACACGGAUGGACCCACCAGGAAAGAGGAGAUUGGCACCAGACCCAGAGAGCUCCACAAUGGAGAGCUGGAAAGGGGCCGGCGGUAUGGAGCAUCCCCUGAGUCCAGCCUCUCCAAGCCAGGGAGCAAAUCACGAGACACCGCUUUGUCCUCCUACGAGGCACGCCAGCUGGUUCUGCCAUCAGAGUACUCUACUCAUGAUCCCUCAGGGCUGAGAACAUCUAUCAUGCUUAUGCCCAACAGCCAUGGGGACCACCAGCUGGUACCACCCAGAGCCAGCCCUGAGAAGGUGACAACCUCUGCACACCUGGAGAAAGGUGGCAUCAUCCUGGGCAAGCCUGUCAAUCGCACAUCCUCCUCCUCCAACACCACCUCCUCUUUCACGUUUCCACCCCCAUUAAGUGUCAACAGCCUGAAAGCUGCUGUCAGCACACUGUCGCCCCAGACCGUUAUCCAGACCACCCACAACGCUACAGAGUCACUGUCAAUGGGGCUCCCCUCCACCAGUAUCUACCCUCAGCCACCAAUCAUUGGUUACAUCGCGGGGGGCAAUGGGAGCCAGCAUACGCCAAUCAGCUACCACACCAGCCUACAACAACACUUACUCAUUCCUGGCGCCCAACCGGUCAUUAUCCCUGUUAGUGGAGGUGGAGUCACCACAUUGGAACCUGUAACUUCCCACGUAACAUCAUCGACCCAAGCCGCACCGUUUCCUACCACACUCCCACACACAUACAUUGCUGCCACUGCCACCAAAGGAGAAACUCUGGAACCCCACAGCGGCCACUAUCACCAGGCCACUUCGAGUGCAGUGGUCCAAGCUCAGCUUCAUCUGCCCAUUGUUCCCGGUCCGCCGGGUCUGGUUGCUCCUUCUGCUCCUCCGCCCACAUCCAGUACAGUGGUGCCCCCUUCACUCCCCCCAUAUUUCAUCAAGGGCUCCAUCAUCCAGCUGGCUGAUGGAGAGCUGAAACGUGUGGAGGACCUGAAGACAGAGGACUUCAUCCAGAGUGCCGAGAUCAGCAGUGAGCUGAAGAUCGACUCGUCCACAGUCGAGCGCAUCGAAGGGAGCCACACCUCACCCAACUUUGCUGUGGUUCAGUUUUCCGUUGGUGAGCACCGUGCACAGGUGAGUGUGGAGGUCUUAGUGGAGUACCCCUUCUUCGUCUUCGGCCAAGGCUGGUCUUCAUGCUGCCCUGACCGGACCACCCAGCUUCUGGAGCUGCCUUGCACCAAGCUGUCUGUGGGCGAUGUUUGUAUUUCACUAACCCUCAAGAACCUGAGGAACGGAUCUCUGAAGAAGACGCAGCCCCUGGAGCUGGCCACCCCUGCUUGUGUCCCAGCCCCCAGCCACGGGCACCUCAAACCCCACAGAGCUGUCUCAGACGCUCCCCAAAGCUGCGGUGGAGGAGGCUCCAGGCACAGCGAGCGGGAGAAUGGCAUCAGCCAGCGAGGGAAGGGUGGAAGUGGCAAUGGGAGUGGCACCAAUGUGGAAAACGGAGAUCUCAUGUUUGGAGAGAGAGGCUUAGUUUCUAAAUGUCAGGUUGCCGGUGGUGCAGAAGCUGGCUCCAGUAAGCCAUCAGGAGGCAGGAAGCGGAGAUGGUCUGCCCCUGAAGGUCGAAAAGUAGAAAAAUCUGAGGAGGAGCCACCCUUGACCCUGCCCAAACCUUCCUUCAUCCCUCAUGAGGUGAAAGUCAGCAUUGAGGGAAGGUCGAAUAUUGGCAAGUGAAUGCUCGCAGGACUGUUAAGUAACCAUUGGGAUUUGGAAAAAAACAGAAAAGGAUUCUACAAAAAAAAUCAUGAAUGCCCACUUUAAUGUUUCAUUUGUCUUGGUUUUAAAGUUUUGUUUUCUGUUUUUAUUUUUCUAUCUUGAAUACUGUACUGUAGAGGUAAAUUUACCCUACAUGGUAUCACCUUACAUUAAGUCCAUGUAGUUUAUAACACUUUUUUUUUUUUUUUGUAGAUGGAUUUGAUAUCACACAAGCAAUCUGUGCCGUUUUGGUGGUUUUCACAAUAUGACUUAUGGUGAGGGAUUAGUGAAGAGUGUUUGUUGGUGGCUGUGUGGCACACAGGAGCAAUGCUUGAUGGCUCUUCUUGGCUGGAUACACAUUGCAGGUUAUGUAAAUUUGAAAUUGAAUUAGCUCUCAGUUAGUUUCUUGACAGUGAUUUCACUCCCUGUGCACUGCUAGUGAGGCCGCCUGGACGAAAAUCUUGCCACGCCAGUGGUUUUACACUGGACCACAGGAGUGAUAUAAUGUCAGCUGAUCCUAAGCAUGAAGGAUUUGUGGGUAAAUCGUGAAAUUUUUCAUCUGCUGAGUGGGAGUAAGAAAAACAUCCUUCUCCUUUUUUUUUUUUAGUAUAAACAUAGCACGUGUUAUUCACCGUGUCAUCAGGGUGUGCCAGACCUGAUCAGUGAUGUCAUCAGGUGGUACCAGUGUGCCACACAAUAGAGAGGGAACAACACUGUUCAGUUUGAUGAUGGUGGAGUCUUUACUUUCAUCUUAUUUCAUUUACAUUUUUUUUUCUUAAACCCCUCGUCUUCUAUCUGACCAGAUAGGUGUUUUCAAUGAUUGUCAAAAACCUUAAUCAGGGGUCAUAUAGUCCUAGAUUGAACCUAGGUGGGUCAUUGUUAAUGUGUAAAUGUGAGAUACCCUAACCUGAUACAUACAAGUGCAAACACACUGGGUUGGCGAGCUUCACUUUAAAAAUAAUGUUAAGAGGAAGACUUCAUACAAUCCUCAUCGUUUUUUGAUGAAUUUCUUUAUAUUUUUUUAAGGAGAAAGGCUGUGUGAGAGAAACUGAGAGAAUCUGCAUGUCAGUUCCGAGAGGGUCGAGAUGAUUCAAAGCACUUAACACACCUGUCACACUCACCAUACAGCCGACACAUAUUUGUUGUCUCUUUAUUUACGCAGUACUGUAUGUUUUAAGAUUUUCUUUUUUAUGUAUAUAUAUCGACAAGGGUAGAAAGUAGCAAUAGCACUUUGGAAAGGUGAAGCUUUUGGAAAAGUGAAGGGGUUGUUUGGUAACGUGGGAGCGGAUGUGCCAUGGAAUCACAACGAAAGGGAUGAUUGUGACAGGUAUUUGAGAAAAUUCCAGUUAGGUUAGAGAAGCAUUUAUGGCGACAAAAGGAAUAAGAAAUAUGAUGUUUUUCUUUAGCAUGUGUGCUUGUACAGCUGGCCAUGCAAAAAGUUAGGGAAAAGUAUUGGAAUGUGUUUUGAAAGAUUGGGAUCUGGUAUAAGGAUUAACAAUGAAAAGGCUUUGAAAUAUCCCACUGAUGUUCUGUACUAGACUAGAGAGCAUUAGAAAGAAGUUCACGCCACAGAAUUUUGAAGGGUGUCAUAUAUUUGUAAUGUAUGUGUGCGUGUGCAUGAUGCUGGUCUGUGUCUGUCCAUACACACACACACACAUUCUUACACAAACACAAAACAGUACAGACUAUCCCCCGAAACUCAAUGACCUAUAAUAUGUACUGUAUUUGUUAAUAAGCAUUUAGAUGAAUGCAAAUGCUUUUUGGUGCAUAUUGUCCCUCCUGCAAAGACACUAGUUGACUGACAUUGGAUUAAUGCACACUGUUAACAGUACAGUUGUACAGAAAGUGUUUGUGUAUGUGUGUGAGUUUGUGUAUGAGUGUAUGUAUACUGUGUAUAGGAAAAGGAUAUACUCAUUUGAUAUAUAGUCAGUGCUAAAUGUCCAGUGUUUCUACUUGGAGUCGUACUUAAGAGAAUCUUGCAAUUUGCACAUCAGGAGGAGGGAGAAGGGUGGAGACAUAAUUUUUAACGGCCCUGUCCUGAAACGAGCCCUAGACCACGUAACACACUGGAGGAGACCAGGGUUUUAGUUCCUCAACAGGCACUUAUCACAUUGUAGAGGAAAAGUUUCUACAUCAUGCAGUUAAGGUCAAAUUACAUUUGAGUUUCACAAACAUAACCAUAUCUGUAAACCAGAAUUUUAAUAUGUGCCUGCCUACUGAAUUUACUGACUUUAGUUAAAGAUAUACCAUUUGUAGUGUGUGAAGGAAAAUUGAGACUUGUUUGCCCACUUUUCCUGCUGUUGAAACCAGGGUGUAGGGACUAGGGUGCAGUUUUGAGCACGGCCUGUGCUUUCAGCCAGCUGAAACCCUAUUUUUGCUAAGAUGUAGCAGUUACCUCAACAGAUGUGCUUGCUUGGUUGUUCCAACGUUUAGAGCUUUGUAAGCAAAGCUUUCUCAGUUAAACAUCCUCUCAGGCUUUUUCUUGCAUAUGAAUGCCCGAGUUCUGUUCUUUUUCUGAGCUUGGUUUUUAGAGAUGUAAUGUGAAGUGUGCACCACCUGAUGAUCCUUUGAUUAUACUGCGUAAAGUAUUGUCUUUAUUUUUUCUCCAACGUCAGUGUAACUGAAAUACACUGAUGUUUUAGAUUUGACAAAUUGAAAUUCAAAAUGAAAUUGGCAAAAAUGUAUCCGUGGUGGUGGACACACGUGGUCUGGGAUUCAAUAUGUUCUGAUUGUACGGUGCCAUUCAACAUGUAAGUGUUUCUCUCAUGCUGCAUGUAACAAUGCAGUAUGAUCAUGCACUGUAGUUAGAUUAGCAUGUGCAGGUUGCUGGCAUAAUAGUGUUGUUAAGGAGGUGGAGAAGAAGGUGGCUUCCUGCGGGCAUAUCUGUUGAGCUUUCUACUCAGCCACUGUAUUUAGGUGUGAGGUAUUUUUUUUCUCUAAGAAGUGAAUCAGUCAUAUUUUCAUCCCACUGAUAAUGUCGGUUUAGCUGUGUGGCGGCAACGCUGUUUCCGGUGGUGGGAGUGUACCAGGGUGAUGGCAGGAUAGAUGUGUGCUCAGAUGGAUGAGGAAUGGAUGGAUAGGUGGUUGAAUGUGCAGAUGGAUGGUGAUGGUGAGUAGACCCCAUAAGAGAUUUGAAAAGGCUUUAUUUUUUUAUAAUAAAACAGGGUUUCUCAGAUCAACACCACCACAGUAGUGCAUUUUCAUUUCUUCCUUUUCCUAAUGAAACAUCAUGAUCAUUAAUAGUGGAAAAAGGAGUACGUUUGUGUGCGUGCAUGUUUUGCAAUCUGUGUGUGUGCGUGACUGUAUGUUUUGUAAGUGUUUGUUCUUCUUUUUUUUCUUUUUUUUCAUAUUACUUGUUUUUUUGUCCAAACCCCCUUUUCCCAACAAAUGUAAAAGCAGAAACACAACAUCUAAACAAACUUAUCAGCCACUCAGACCAACAAAACCUUUACUGUCAGGUAAAAAAAAAACAAAAAACAUUUUUAGCCAAAGCCAAGCGAUGCUUUUGUUGCUUUGGUUAGUUUAGAAAGCAAUAGUUCGACAAUAUUCAGGCACUGCUUGUGUAUAAGUGGACACACACACACACACACACACACACACACACACACACACACACACACACACACACACAGUCAUUCCACUCAAAUUCUCUGCAAUAAACAUUUAAUAAUAAUCCUCUAGCAUUACAACCAAAACAACUCCUCCUUUCUUCCCUUAGAGAGAAAAACAAUCUUGUCACAUACUGGAACUUGUUUUUAGAAGCUAAUAUACCUGAACACGACUCUCUGCUUCAGUUAACACUAUUCCCUCUUAUCAUAAAGUCGAUUUAAACAUAGAAAUCGCAGUUGGAGCUCCAGUUGCUAGUUUUUUCAGGGAAGUGUCUCAUAUAUGCAGUAACUGAACAUAACCCCCAAAACCUCCACUGUCCCAGCUGGUCCGAGUCCUGAACUCUGUUGUCAAGCUUGCAGGUGAGCGUAUGUCACGCGCACCUGAAAAGUAACCAGCAGACGUUUUUGACUUCGCCCAGGUCUGCCUCGUUGCCACGACUCCCGUAGUGACCUCGUUAACUUUGUUUCAGGUACCCAAUCAUAGCCAGCCAGCCUCACAAGCACCUCCUCCUCCUCCUGAGGCAAAGCAAUCAAUUAACUCUCAACAACCGUUAGCUACCUUUCAGUGUGGCCUUGCCUGGAUAUAACAGGGCUGGCCUGGACUGCCUGUUCCCCUCGUAACAUCAACUUUUGAUAUUCGGUCUCCUUUACUAGCUUAUACAGGUCAUUGUGUUUAUACUUAAGUGGAAAUGCAUGCUUAAUAAUAAGACUAUGAAACAAAGCAAUCUGAAUUGUAGACACAUUGUGAAUGCAGGAGAGGUGAACGGCACAUCAUUACGUUUUUUGAGGGUUUGGUGUAGUUUUAAUUUUGUUAAGAUAAUCCCAAGUUUAACCUUUUUAUCCCCUUGAAAUGUACCACAAUGUGCAAUACUUACAUUUUGUCCCCCACCCCACCCUUUGCUGUGCCAAGUGUAUGUAGCAUAGUCCUACUCCAGUGUCUCAUCCUUUCUAAUGGCUUGUGUAUUUUACUGUCUGUUGAUGUGUGUGUCACAUCUGUAAAGCGAGAGUCAGGAUGUUCGUGAAGAGAAACAAAACCAAUGGAGAGUUUGUCUGUACCUCUCUUUCCCUUUUGUCCUUGCGGCCUUCCUAAAUUUGAGUGUGUGAGAGACUGUGUCAUGUCUCCUCUGUAUGUGUGUGUGUGUGUGUGUGUGUGUGUGUGUGUGUGUCUGCACCAUAUGUCAUGUGUGUAGUAUGUGUGCUUGCGUACACCUGUGUUCAAAUGUGUAUGAGCGUGUUAGGGUUUUGAGUGUAUGAGGCAUGUGUGCGUAAUGGAGUGUUUUCUCCUCUAAAUGUCUGUGAGAUCGUAAACCCUGACCCUCAACGGUUCACGGUGAAACCCACAGAAAAAAGAAACCUCAUUGCUAGUGGGGACCACUUUUGUAAAAAAACGAAAAACAAAAAAAGUUUUAAAAAAAAUAAAUAAAUACAACAACCAACCAACAGAGAUGCACAUGUAAGUAGAUGUAAAAGACUUGAUAAUGUUUCAGCACUUUCUAAUCCUAGGAUGGGCUUGGUCUAACCCCUCUGUCUCAGACCGAUACCUUCCCUAGGGGUAACAUUCAUUCAAAACAGACAGAGAGAAUGAGAAUGAAAAAAGGAGGAGAAUAAGGAUGAAAAAAAAGAGAGAUGGCUCAGUUUAAGUUUUUGCACAUCACCUUGCCGUAACCUUGUGUUUAUCUGUCUGUGCUCCAUCUCGCUUGGCGCCCGGCGCGUUCUUGGGUCCAACGGGCCGAGGUGUUAGGUGGUUCCUUGGUUCUUUUCCACUAGGAAAACCUUUUCUCAUGGAAUGCAUCCCCUCUUUUGUUGUGUUCGGGUUUGUUUGGAAUCUUUUCCACCGUACACCAACCAGGCUGUGCCCUUAAUUAGGCUUUGUUUUGUUCACAUUUUUGAGUUCUAAUUCGGCAGAUACGUUUUAUUUGUUUGCAUUAUCUUUGGUGCAGGAGCUUUUUCUGUGUUUUUGGUCUCCUUGUAGCACUCAGUAUAAUGUCAGGGGACUUACAACUAUGUAGAGAAUGUGUCAUUGUUGAGUUUUUAUGACAAGCUUCCUCACUGGAGGAACACUGCUAAUGUCUUUUUUUUUUCUUUUCAUUUUUUUAAAUUGGCUUCUUGCACAGUUUUACAAAUAAUAUGAAUGUUGGUGUGUGAGCUUUGACUUUUUGAUCAGAAAAAAAGGCAUGUGUGCUCUUUGUUUCUUGAUGUUUGUACUUUCAUUUUGCAAAAAGGAUGUGUUUUUGGCACUUUGUCGUGUUUAAAAGUGAACAGAAUUCGAUCAGGAUUCCUUUUUUUUCAUUCUUUUUUUUUUUCUUUUCCUUUUUUUGUAUGACGUCGUCAAUGUCCAUAGCGCUGGAUAACCAACUCAGGCAGAAAGAAAAAAAAAUACUUGUAGAGACCCACUUAACAGUUUAGUUUCACCCCAAUCAAAUUACAUAGUGGGCUGUUUCAUAUGGGUUAUAAGAUAUGUAAAUUUAUUACAUAUAAUUUGAUAUGAUUAACAAAUGUCAUUAUUGACAAUUAACUAUGAAUUAUUAUUAUGAUAUUAUGUGUAUUAUGCUGGAGAUGGCUUUGAUUACUCUUCAGUGUACUGAACGUCUUUGUUCUGCCUCUCUGUGCAAGGCAACAAACACUUCAGCAGGGGACAGGCUGUACGGUUCGUGACCUCUGACCCUGCCCACUGCCACGGAUGGGGUGGAGCUUAUCUGUCAGCUGUGGCUCAUUUGAUUCCUCCCCCCUGUUCUGAACACUCAGCCCUGAGGCUAGCAACCAGUCUGUCUAGAUGUUUCUCUGCUAACCUGUGACACCAAGUACUGAACUAAAACUUUUUGGCCCUCGAGACGUUGGCAGAGAACCAGACAUCAGCACAGACCUGCACGGACAGUCUGGCCUGCAGGGAGCCGCAGCAGUUCCCAGCCAACUUGUUUGUACUAUAUUGUACUCACCAAGUCCCUGUGUCUCACCACCCCUUUCCUCUAUAGCAAUGGAGAAACCCUAUUGGUGUAUGUAUUUGACAUCUGUACAAAUGCACCUCUUUGAAAAAGAAAAUGAAACCUUGACAUAUCUGGAAUAAA